AUGGCCGACUACGAGAAAACGCAGUACCAUCCCGCCUGCCAUUGGGUCGUCUGCAAAGGGUCCGAGAUACCGCGAAACGCGGUGGCCGGAGGUGACGACAAGGGAGGCGAGGUGACAUACGUGGGACGAGCCCUGCAUAAAGGCGAGCUUCUACCGGGAAAGGUGGUCCGCUCCCUGGGCGUCUGCUUCGUCUCGCACGGAGGGCUCGAGUACUGGUAUAGAGAGUACCAGGCGCUGGUCUGCAGGGGCGCGUCCCUGGCCUGGCGAGUGGCGUCCGACGGAGCCGUGCCCAGCGGAGCCAUCCAGGGCGGCGUGACCGCAUCGGGGGAGCCGCUCUACAUCGGCCGCGCCCACCACCAGGGCCUGCUGCUCAUUGGCAAGGUGCACCCGUCGCACAAAACCAUGUACGUCCCGUACAACAAAAAGGAGUACGGAUACGCCCAAUACGAAGUCCUGACGAUGAAGACGCUCAACCUGUGAGAUUAAGCGAAACGAGACCCAACCCGCAACGGGUCUACACAACGCUCUCGCAGCAGCCCGCAAGCGGUACAUCGCCGGAACAACGCGCUUCCAAGGGGCGUCGCACAUUUGCUAUUCGAACAAUUGUGCAAAUGUUCCUUGGAGCCGUGAAUAUUUAAAGGAAACAAACCUUCGUUCGACGAUCCAGUGCGUCAUCAUUGUGAAACUUAUUCUUUUAUUUUGGUUCGAGAGUGGUUUCGUAUUUGAACGCUUUUUUACAUAUAUA
Messenger RNA from Dermacentor albipictus, 745 nucleotides. RefSeq names its product natterin-3-like. NCBI's taxonomy places the organism in Eukaryota, Metazoa, Arthropoda, Arachnida, Ixodida, Ixodidae. The record is from RefSeq and is a predicted model, not a curated record.